UUACUGCUUUAUCACGUUAUUCCCUAAAUAUUUCCUGUUUAAUAAUUUGCUGUUUGGUGAUUUCGUAGUUGAUAAAACUAUUCUAUCUGUUUUUAUUAGUGAUUUUAUAAAAAAAUGGCUGUAUUAGCGGCUGCUCAGCUUUUAGAUGAGUUAAUGGGGCGGAACAGAAAUGUGGCACCUAACGAAAAAGUCAAAGAACUGAACUGGGAGGAUUCUGAGUACUGUAAAUAUUUCUUAGCCAAAUUCUGCCCUCAUGAUCUGUUUGUAAAUACCAGAGCAGAUUUAGGAGCCUGCUCGAAAGUUCACGACGAAGAAGUUAGAAAAUUGUUUCAAAAUGCUAAACCAACGCACCAUCGUAAACUCCAAUAUCAAGAGGAUUUUCUUCGAUUUUGUGUGUCUAUGAUGAAUGAAGUUGAAAGAAAGAUAGUCAAAGGUAAACAAAGAUUGGCACUCAGCGGAAAAAAUGAAUUGCCGGCCAUAUCUCCUGCCCAAACACAGAAGAAUCAAGAACAAAUCAAUAUACUAAACGAAAGGAUAAAUGAUUUGGAAGCCGAAGCUGAAAAAGCCGGAACUGAUGGAAAUGUAGAACAAGCUCAAGGACUGAUGAAACUCUGUGAUCAACUGAAGGAAGAAAGAGACUCACUGCGUAAACAAAUAGAAAAUGGUCAUUGGAAUGCAACAGCAGAACUCGCAGCAGCGCAGGAAAAACAAAUGGAAGUCUGUGAAGUGUGUGGAGCCUUUCUUAUAGUCGGUGAUGCCCAACAACGAAUAGACGACCACUUAAUGGGCAAACAACAUAUGGGAUUCGCUCGACUCAAAGCUGCAGUGGAUGAAGUAAGUGCCUUGGUAAAAGCCGCGAAGGAUGAAAGGCAGUACGGAAGAAGUAGUUCAAGUACAGACGAUAGUAGGCGGGACAAAGAGAGGGACAGAGAGAGAGAACGACGACGAGAAAGAGACCGAGAACGCGAAAGAGAAAAAGAGAGGGAACGUGAACGAGAAAAAGAUAAAGAAAAAGAACGGGAACUAGAGAAAGAAAAGAGCCGGUCAGAGCAAAGAGACAAGGAGAAGCAGAAAGAGAGGGAUAGGAGAGAGAGGGAGAAGAGGUCGCGUACUGUAGACAGGGUUGAUGGUAGAAGAGAAAGGGAUUCACACAAAGACCAUGUAAGGGACCGAGAAUCUCAAAGAGAGAAGGAACGAGAACGGGAGAGGGACCGGGACAGAAAGCACCAUUCUGACCGAGACUCAAGUCGUCACCGCCACCAUCACCACGGGCACCACCACAGACGAUAAUCAAUUGACCAGUAAGAUCACCCGUUGCAGUGUCACAAACAGGUGAGGUCUGUAGGAAAUAAGAAGUCCCAACUAUGUAACCCAUUUUUUAUCGGCAAGCCAUCCAGUCGGUCUUCUGUUGCAAAUAGAGGUGACGAUUUUUGUUUUUGCUUUUUAGUCGUUAGGUCAUUAUUCGUAUUUAAAGUUGGAAAAAAUAUAUUUUAUUUUCACAUUCUUGAUGUUAAUGUAAAAUAUAGAUUUAUCAAAAUAAAUAUU
Molecule: messenger RNA, 1545 nt
Organism: Anoplophora glabripennis (Asian longhorned beetle)
Lineage: Eukaryota; Metazoa; Arthropoda; Insecta; Coleoptera; Cerambycidae
Product: luc7-like protein 3
Exons: 6
Coding region: 115-1290 (391 amino acids)
Biological process (GO): mRNA splice site recognition
Cellular component (GO): U2-type prespliceosome; U1 snRNP
Molecular function (GO): mRNA binding
Source: RefSeq, a predicted model, not a curated record